AUGGGACUUCAUAAGAUCUUUGUCUUCUUCCUGGCCUUCGUCGGCCUUUCCCUGCGUGACACAAGUUUCCAGCCGUGCGAACAAAGUGAUGAUUGCGAUCCAAACAAUGCGGACAGCAAUGCCAGGCUGUUGGAAGGGGCUGGAGAAGGCACGAUGUCUGCGGAUGCAGAGCUUGCGUCCGAAGACGAGCUAGAAGCAGAAGAUUCUGCAGACCUGCAGGUACUGGUAGUCCAGCCUGCGGAUCAUUCUUUCAAUCAGUCUUUCAAAGCCCGUCAGUCACCAGGGGUGAAGCUGGAAGCAAGCGUCUUUGGAGGUGUUGACGCCACGCCGGCCACGAAAAAAGCGCGCAGAGUCUUGCAUGGUCCGAUGCACCUGAAGCGGAUUGCGGACAAGGAUGUAUCCCGUGCCAGCUUGUCUACUGUUCAGUACGAUUGGGUGAAGAUGAUACGGGGCAACAAGAACUAUACUGUCAUCUUCGAAUGCAGCGACGAGAACGCCAAAGUGACAUUGCCGCUGGCAGCCAUUGGGCUGAUGCCCACGCUCAUUACAGUGUUCCUCUCCUGUCUGAUGCCGGGGUUUCUCUGUGGCAUGUGUGGCAAGUGCGGCUUCCAUGCUUUGGAAACAGUGCCUGCAGGACGUGACGAGGAAACAGAUGACAAGACAACAUCUUUGGUUCCUCGCCUGAAGCAAUCUCUGCUAGUAAGGACAACCAAGCACUGGUGGGUCCAAGCAAACCCGGUGCUGAUUUUUGCCGCUUUCUUCGUUAAAGCGGUUAUAACCAGCGUGUUGUUCGACAGGCGCCUGGGUGCGGCCAGCCCUGCUAUAGCUGCUAUGACUGCCGUGCAUGUUGCAUUACCAUUGGUGAGCUGCUUGUCAAGUCUUGCUGUGCUGUGGGGUCUUCAAGCUGCACCACGCGUGGCAUUCACAGCCGACACUGCGCACUGCCCAGCCGAAGUUCAGAAAUCCUUGCAGAAAGAGUUUGCUACAGUUUCAUACUUUCUUGGGCCCAGGCUUGGCAUGCUUACGCUUGGCUGCUGGUUGAUGCCGGGUGUUGUGUAUACGAUGGCCAACACCCAGCAAUGCUUCAAGCCGGCAUCGGCGUUUGCGCAUGUUUCCUUUUUGGCAGCCGCGUACUUGUCGAACAUCUUGGCUAGUCAGUUCCUGCUGGAGGCCGUGAUAGUGGCUCGCGUGGCUCAAGCUCACGUACGAACGACCAGGGACUCGCUUGACCUAAAACCAGAUGUUGACAAGUUGCAGACAUUCCACAAAGCUUGCGUGAGGCUUGUUGAUGAGAUCAUGCCAGAACUUGCGAAGAUCAGUGGGCCAACUCUAGGUUUGGCAGCAUGCAGAGCUGUCUUGAGCUGUUUCUAUAUCCUCGAGGUGGCCCGCAAUGUUGCUAGGUGGGAAGAGCUACGCGGCAAGAUCACAGUGACAGCUUUGUUGAUGUCAAUCGUCAUUGACAUGCCCGUCGGAAUUUACUGCCUCUUGCUCCCAGCUAGCGUUUCAGACGAGUGUGCGGAGCUGAUGGAGCAUCUCAACAACGUCAGGGCGCAGGAAGUACCCAAGGAACUCAAGGCCGAGGUGGACAGAGAGAUCCGGCUGACCGAAACCUAUUUGAACAAGGUCAACCGUGGCCAAGGCUUGGGCUUUGUGCUUUAUGGCUUCAAGACAGUGGUGGACAAGCGGAUGAUCUUGUCCAUUUUCGCGAAGUUUGCUGCUGCAUCCUCGCUCUUGAUGACACUGCUUCGCGAGGUCUACAGCCAGGAGAAGGAGAUGGAAGACGUUCUGAUGAAGCUAAACUCCACGGCUCAACGAAGCUGA
Molecule: messenger RNA, 1821 nt
Organism: Symbiodinium sp. CCMP2592
Lineage: Eukaryota; Dinophyceae; Suessiales; Symbiodiniaceae
Source: the annotation of a GenBank genome assembly